CAUUAAAAAAACAAAAGAAGAAGAAGAGAAGCCGCAGCACAAGAAAAGAAGAAGAAGAAGAAGAAGAAGAAGAAGACCUGAAAGAGAAGGAGUCGACGUCCGACAAUAAUAGUGUAGUAAACUAAAUCUCAUCGUUUUUAGCACAAUAGAGACGGUUUUUGAAGAUGACUACUUCGUGGAGUGACCGGCUGCAGAACUACGCCGACCUGCCGGCCAACAUGGACGGUGUGUCCAUGAAGAAGUACCAACGCGAAGCUCAUCACAGCUUUCCACGGGAUCGGACACAAAACCAUCCUGCAAUGAGAGUGUUUGUCAACCGAAGUCUGGCUAUGGAGAAGAUCAAGUGUUUUGGUUUUGAUAUGGAUUACACUCUGGCAGUGUAUAAAUCUCCUGAGUACGAGUCGCUGGGCUUCGACCUGACAGUGGAGCGUCUGGUAUCGAUCGGUUACCCGCAAGAGCUGCUCAACUUUGUCUACGACCCUUCCUUCCCCACCAGAGGUCUGGUGUUUGACACGAUGUAUGGAAACCUGCUCAAAGUGGACGCCUAUGGCAACAUCCUCGUGUGUGUGCACGGGUUCAACUUCCUGAGAGGACCUGACAUCAGAGAGAUGUACCCCAACAAAUUUAUCCAGCGUGGAGACACAGAACGCUUCUACAUCCUCAACACACUCUUCAACCUGCCUGAAACCUACCUCUUUGCUUGCUUGGUGGAUUUCUUCAGUAACUGCUCCAGAUACACAAGUUGCUCCACUGGUUUCAAAGACGGAGACCUUUUCAUGUCGUACAAGAGCAUGUUCCAGGACAUCAGAGACGCUGUGGACUGGGUUCAUUUCAAGGGCUCCUUAAAGGAGAAGACGGUUGAAAACCUGGAGAAAUACGUGGUGAAAGAUCCGAAGCUGCCUCUGCUCCUCAGUCGUAUGAAUGAAGUAGCCAAAGUAUUUCUGGCCACCAACAGCGACUACAAGUAUACGGAGAAAAUUAUGACCUACCUGUUUGACUUCCCUCAUGGCUCCAAGCCGGGAACCCCCCACCAACCCUGGAAGUCCUACUUCGACCUGAUCCUGGUGGAUGCACGCAAGCCCGUGUUCUUCGGGGAGGGAACCGUGCUGCGACAAGUCGACACGACCACGGGUCGGCUGAAGAUCGGCACGUACACCGGACCUCUGCAGCACGGCAUCGUUUACUCCGGAGGUUCUUCAGACAUCGUCUGUGACUUGCUGGGAGCUAAAGGAAAAGACAUCCUGUACAUCGGAGACCACAUCUUUGGAGACAUCCUGAAAUCCAAGAAGCGUCAGGGCUGGAGGACGUUCCUGGUCAUACCCGAGCUCGCACAGGAGCUGCACGUGUGGACGGACAAGAGCUCCAUGUUUGAGGAGCUUCAGUCCCUCGACUGUUUCCUGGCAGAGCUUUACAAGCACCUGGACAGCAGCAGCAAUGAGCGGCCUGACAUCAGCUCCCUGCAGAGACGCAUUAAGAAAGUCACUCAUGACAUGGACAUGUGCUACGGGAUGAUGGGAAGCCUGUUUCGCAGCGGGUCCCGACAGACGCUGUUCGCCUCCCAAGUGAUGCGCUACGCCGACCUGUACGCCGCCUCUUUCAUCAACCUGCUCUACUACCCCUUCAGCUACCUGUUCAGAGCCGCACACGUUCUGAUGCCUCACGAGUCGACGGUGGAGCACACGCACGUCAGCAUCAUCGACACCGAGUCGCCGCUGGCAACGCGAAACCGCCACGACGUCAACCUCAAGGAGAUGGAGGGCAAACGGCACCAGCUGACCCGCUCCAUCAGCGAGAUCCAGCCCCCCCACUUCUUCCCCCAGCCUCCGCAGGAGAUCACCCACUGCCACGACGAGGACGAUGACGAGGAGGAGGAGGAGGAAGAGGAGGAGGAGGAGGAGGAGGAGUAGCUCCUCUUAGAGCAGUGAAUCCUUGAUCGCAUGUCUUUUAUUUUCCGCUGCAGGCCGGGAGCAGGUGAGUGGUCGUCACCAUCGUCACCGUCUCCUGGUCUGGUUCGUGUUGUCGCUUCCUGUAGAUUUCAAAGCUCUUGCUUCAUCAAGAAGGUGGAACGGUGUCGUGAGGUUGUUUGUAGAUAGAUGUGUGUUUGUAGUGUACGUUUUUUUUGUUUUGUUAAAUUCUCCUGUUUAUCUUUAGUUCAUGCAUCCACUCAUUGCAAUACAUUAUAGGAGUCCAAGUCCCUGCUGUUUGCACUGUUUCUCACUUUAAAACAUGCACAACAAAGAAAAGUUUCAAAGGACACAUGAGUCGCAGACUUCAUCGUUUUGGGACCACACAGUUUCAAGCUUCCAUCCCUGGAACGGCUUCAAUUAUUUAUUUAUUUCUCCCACAUAAUCAAAGAGAUCAUCACCAAACUCC
Mugil cephalus (flathead mullet) is the source of this 2373-nucleotide messenger RNA. RefSeq names its product 5'-nucleotidase, cytosolic IIa (gene nt5c2a). Bases 165 to 1907 code for a protein of 580 amino acids. NCBI's taxonomy places the organism in Eukaryota, Metazoa, Chordata, Actinopteri, Mugiliformes, Mugilidae. The record is from RefSeq and is a predicted model, not a curated record. The transcript is spliced from 19 exons. Gene Ontology annotation, molecular function: 5'-nucleotidase activity.